Molecule: messenger RNA, 779 nt
Organism: Calidris pugnax (ruff)
Lineage: Eukaryota; Metazoa; Chordata; Aves; Charadriiformes; Scolopacidae
Gene: CCDC152
Product: coiled-coil domain containing 152
Exons: 8
Coding region: 1-768 (255 amino acids)
Source: RefSeq, a predicted model, not a curated record
AUGAAUCACAGCCAUGAAGAAUCUAUGAAGAAAAUCAGUGUGGUGAACCUUGAUAAACUUUUAGAUAACUUCUCAGAGAUAGAAAAGAAAAUAUCAGAAAUUAAUGAAGCAAAUAACCUACUCGUUCUUCAGCUGGAAAAAUGUAACAAGUUACUAACAUUGAGCCAAUCAAAGGAGGAAUCAGUAAAAGAAGAAUGUACUACUCUACAGAAUGUGAUAAAGGGUCUAACACAAACCAUUGAAAACCAAUGUAACGUGAAAGAUGAAAAUGAUAGACUGAAGGGUACCAUUCACAUCUUGGAAGAGAAAUUAAAGGCUUGUGAACAGGAAUAUAAAGAUCAGAUUGAGAAACUUAUGAUAGAAAUUAAAAACAAAGAGGAAGACCACAGAUUAGAAAUAACACAGCUGAAUUGCGAUAUAAGAAAAAAAUUUGAAGUAAAAGAAGUGGAGUAUAGAGAACAGGCAGAGAAAAAAGAACUGGAAAUACUAGAGCUAACUAGACAGCUGAAAAUUCAAAACGAAGAGAAGCAGAAUGAAAUAAUUAAAUUGCAGAUAGAGUUCAAUGCUAAAUUGGCCAGAGUUCAGAAUAAAACACCGAAAUCAUUUUCCGAGGCUUCUGCCUUGCCACAAAGUAUCUAUCGAAGGAAGCUGCAGCAUCUGCAGGAGGAGAAAAACAAGGAAAUUGAAAUUCUCCGUAAUACCAUAAGAGACUUGGAGCAACGUCUUAAUAAAGGCCAAGACCUGCACCUCAAACGGAGACGAUUUUGAAUAAAUGACGU